UCACUCUUUAUCCUUAAGGGCAAGUGGUAUCGGCCGCCGCUUGUACGGUCGAAAAAAGGUAUUAUAUAAGAGCUAGAGUCGAAGAACCUGUCAAGAAGUGAGAGCUUCAACAAAAUCAGCAACAUCCGAUGACGUUCUCACUCUUAGAAAAAGGAGCUCUUCAACACAUCCUUAUAGCCCUCGCUUGGCUUGCGAUCGCUCGAGCUGAUUCCAUCGAUGCGAUCGCUGAUAGUGCCGACUCGUCGUGCGCAUCUGGAGAUGUCGCAGGCCAUUACGACUUGGGUUUACACAUCGCCAGUGUUUUCGUCUUACUGGUUGCGUCGGGUCUGGGAGUCUUCUUACCCGUGAUCCUUGGAGAAAAGGGGUCUCGCAGUGUUUGGUUUGGGAAUACUUUUUUUGUUUUAAAAUACUUUGGGACUGGAAUUAUCAUUAGUCUAGCGUUUUGCCAUCUGUUACAGGAAUCUUUCAAAACAUUUUCCAAUGAAUGCAUUGGGGAGCUUGCAUAUGAGCCCACCGCGCCAGCUAUCGCAAUGGGUUCAAUGUUUGUCAUCUGGCUUAUCGACUUUUUCGGGUCCCGCCGGUUAGCAAACAGAAAAGCUUUGUCGUCCUUGGAUGCCCACCAAUCGUGUGAGCCAUGCGAACCCAGCUCUCCGGACACGAAAUCGCCCGUCGCCGACUUAUGUUGCGAUUCUGGUCUGAAAUCCGUUGCCGAAACAUCUGAUAGAGCAAACCGGAGGGCACAUUGGGACGUGCAAUUACUUGAAGGAGGUAUCGUGUUCCAUUCGAUUAUGAUCGGAGUUUCUCUCGGCGCCCAAACAGACGGGUUCAGCGCUACUUUUGCAGCUCUGAUCUUUCAUCAGCUAUUCGAAGGUCUGGGUCUCGGUGCUCGGAUUAGUCUGCUCAUCUGGCCCUCGGGGAUAACAUCGUCCGUCAAAAAACAUUUGCUAUGUCUAGCAUAUACUCUGACCACUCCUGUUGGGAUUGCUAUCGGAAUUGGAGUUCAUCAAUCGUUCAAUGAGAAUGGAGAGGCUGAACUUCUGGCAAUCGGCGUUCUCAAUUCUGUAUCCGCUGGGAUUUUGCUCUACAGCGGCCUUUGUCAGCUUCUCUAUUCCGAAUGGGUAGUAGGCGAUAUGCGCAACGCUUCUAACAUGAGAGUGGCGGUGGCACUUAUCGCUUUGGUCUCCGGGUUGUUUGGAAUGUCCCUGAUUGGUAAAUGGACAUGAAAUAUACGUAAAAAUGAAGCAUCAUGCCCCGGUAUCUCAUGAAUGCAUUCGUGUGACCGAAGCAGGCAUGUGAUGUCAGAUCUCAGUCGGACCUUGGCCGUGGGCUCGAUUGCUAUCGCAUGAAACCGCUAGUUAGAUCAUCGGGCAUGUCUGGCGUAUCUGGGGAGAUGCUUAAGAGACGGAGUAAAACUGGGUCGAUGACCAGCUCAGCUAAGGAGAGAUCAACAACCUUGACAGAAAUAGGAGACGCGUUGUUGGGCCUGCUCUGUAUAUUGUCAAUCUUGACCAUCAUGGCACCGGAGGAAGGGUGGAGGUUGUUUGGAGGUCGAAUGGUGUAAGAAUACAGAGGAACGAGGGUAGGAGGAAGACAGAGUGGAGGACGAUUUAGAGUAGAUAAAAUGCAUAGCUCCAAGCAGCUUACUCCCUAGCUCAGCCAUCGCAUCGUCUACACUUAGCGCUUCUGGUACAACUAUGUGCCCAGGGAUACGUACUGCACGAAUCCAGCGUACGUUUCGGUUACCGUCGAAUCGAAGUAAGUGGUGUGACGGCUUGCGAUGCGGUGGUGGCAGAUGAUCUAGUGGCUGAUGUAUCGGUUGAUCUUGGAGGCGGUGUGUCUAGUGGGUCUCUAAUGUCUGUGCCUGGGUAACUGACUACUCUGGAUAGGAUCGUGAAGAAUAGAUCGAGUACCAAAAGAGAUAGGAGGAAAGCAGCAACGGCUACUCUACGGGCGCACGCACAAGCCUCCCUGCACCACUUUGAAAUAACUCAACCUUCUGCCACGGCACGGCGGGUAUGGUGGGAUUUAUUGCGCCCGCCAAGUGAUUGCGAUUAUGGCUCCCGAUGAUAAUUACCUGAGGUUGGGUGAAGAAGGUAAACAGAAAGAUGGUUUCGAGCUGACAACGGGCCGAGCUCGUGGGGUUGGCAACUUAUUUACUAUUAUCUGACAUAGUCUGAUUGCGAUCCACCAGUACUAGGAUACUCCGUUAUUCAUUCGCAAUUGUAGUGUCGAUGUAAAAAAUGC
This is a messenger RNA of Cryptococcus deneoformans JEC21, 2244 nucleotides long. RefSeq lists its product as hypothetical. The record is from RefSeq and is a predicted model, not a curated record. Lineage: Eukaryota; Fungi; Basidiomycota; Tremellomycetes; Tremellales; Cryptococcaceae. The transcript is spliced from 8 exons. Gene Ontology annotation, biological process: zinc ion transmembrane transport. Gene Ontology annotation, cellular component: plasma membrane. The coding region runs from base 129 to 1223 and encodes 364 amino acids. Gene Ontology annotation, molecular function: zinc ion transmembrane transporter activity.